UAUUCGGGGUGUCGCUUAGUGGGCGCUGCUUUGUGCUUUAAGACUCUUUUUAUGACCGUUCAUCUUUAACCUUUGGAUGUACGCUGAGUUUAUUACGCUACACCGUCAUUCGUCCAAUGAAAUGCGCGGUUGACGAGCAGAUCAACUCCGUCAUUGUCGGGAGAACUACAAGUCAGAGCAGGUAGAAAACGGAAUUACACACUUCAAACCUCUCGCAGACUUUAAACCGGGCAGUGGCAUUUAUAACGUUGCCAUGAAGAUAAUGUGCUGAAAGAGGUUUAUUUGUUGCGGAUUAUAUAAAUAUAUUUGACUCUCGUAGUGCGUUCCCCCCUCAGCGAUAACUUUUGACAAAUACCGUCUGCAACAAAAUGGCAAUCGAGAUAAAAUCAACACGCUCUCUUCUAUCCGAGUGAAAAACGUCCGCAGAAACAAGAUGUUUAGUCUCACUGAAGUCGCCUCCCUUAAUGACAUCCAGCCAACCUACCGCAUUCUGAAACCAUGGUGGGAUGUAUUCAUGGAUUAUAUUGGCAUAAUAAUGUUGAUGUUAGCCAUAUUUUCUGGGACUAUGCAGUUAACCAAAGACCAAGUGGCAUGCCUUCCCAUUCUUGAGGAAAGGGUGCAAUCACAGAGCGCAAGGAACACAACAAAAAAUCCACUUGAAAGUUACACACCGGUUCUGAGCACGUCACCCCUAACAACUAAAGAUCUUUCUGGCAACGUUGUACAUGAAAUUCAUAACACCCAAUCUCAACCUGGGCCCAAAGGACGUAAAACAAACCUAGAUUAUCAGCAGUAUGUUUUUGUCAACCAAAUGUGCUACCAUGAUGCCUUACCGUGGUAUAACAAAUACUUCCCUUACCUUGCACUCAUACACACCAUAGUGUUGAUGGUAAGCAGCAAUUUUUGGUUCAAGUACCCAAAGACCAGCUCAAAGAUUGAACACUUUGUUUCCAUUUUGGGUCGGUGUUUUGAAUCACCAUGGACAACAAAAGCAUUGUCUGAAACAGCUUGUGAAGAUUCUGAGGGAAACAAGCAGAGGUUCACCGGCAGUGUAGUUUUCCAGAAGCACGUAUCGUCAGUGGAUUGCAACAAUCAGUCUUCUCCUUUGAUUGAAACUCCUACGGUGCAGUUUCCUACUGAAAAGCUCAUCGCAGAAGCCCCCAGCUUGACCAUCUUGGACAAAAAAGAUGGAGAACAGGCCAAGGCUCUUUUCGAGAAAGUGCGAAAAUUUCGAACUCAUGUAGAAGAUAGUGCCUUCAUCUACAAACUGUACGUGGCUCAGACAGUGAUAAAAGCUUUGAAGAUCGUUUUGAUAUUGAGCUAUACAUCAACAUUUGCCGCCAGGAUAAAUUUUGGUCAUAUAUGCAAACCUAAAAUCGAACAUUUGACUGGGUAUGAUCAAUUCUAUUGCACACACAACAUGGCCUUCAUGUUGAGGAAACUCCUCUUCAGUUUCAUGGCUAUGAUAUGUCUCUAUGGACUGAUAUGUUUGUAUACACUCUACUGGCUUUUCAGGAGACCUCUUAAAGAAUACUCUUUUGAGAAAGUCAGAGAGGAAAGUAGCUUUAGUGAUAUUCCUGAUGUAAAGAAUGACUUUGCAUUUCUUCUGCAUAUGGUAGACCAAUAUGACCAGCUGUACUCCAAACGCUUUGGUGUAUUUCUCUCUGAGGUUAGUGAGAACAAACUACGAGAAAUUAGCCUAAACCAUGAGUGGACAUUUGAAAAAUUGCGUCAGCAUGUAACAUGCAAUGCUCAAGACAAGCAAGAGCUUCACCUCUUCAUGCUUUCAGGACUUCCUAAUGCCGUGUUUGAUCUCACUGACUUGGAAAUCCUCAAGUUAGAGCUGAUUCCUGAGAUGAGGAUUUCAGCUAAAGUUUCUCAAAUGACAAAUCUUCAGGAAUUGCAUCUGUAUCACUGCCCUGCUAAAGUUGAACAAACAGCGUUCAAUUUUCUCCGUGACCAUUUGCGAUGCCUUCACGUGAAGUUUACUGAUGUUGGAGAAAUUCCACCUUGGAUUUACAUGUUGAGGAGCCUCAGGGAACUGAACUUGCUUGGUAACUUAAAUUCUGAACACAACAAGAUGAUUGGUUUGGAGUCACUAAGAGAUCUGAGACAUUUAAAGUCAUUGUACCUCAAAAGCAAUCUCAACAAAAUACCCACAAAUCUCACAGAACUGUCACCACAUCUCAUCAAACUGGUGAUACAUAAUGAUGGAACUAAGUUAUUGGUACUAAACAGUCUCAAGAAGAUGACAAGCCUGGUUGAUUUGGAUCUCCACAACUGUGAGUUGGAGAGGAUUCCCCAUGCCAUUUUUAGCUUGAUUAACUUGCAAGAACUGGAUUUGAAAACAAACCAUAUCAGAACCAUUGAGGAGAUCAUUAGCUUUCAGCACCUAAAGAGAUUGUCCUGCCUGAAAUUGUGGCACAACAAAAUCAUUGCUAUUCCACCAUCUAUAGGUCUAGUGAAGAGUCUAGAGUCACUGAUUAUCUGUCACAACAAACUGGAGACCCUUCCUCCAGCUCUGUUUCAUCUUCCCAAACUGAGGCACCUGGACCUCAGCCAAAAUUCAAUCUCUAGUAUACCAGUUGAGGUAGGACACCUGCAGAACCUUCAACAUUUUGCUAUCACAGGGAACAAGGUAGAGUUUCUUCCCAAUCAAUUAUUUAAAUGUACCAAACUGAAAGUGUUAUGUGUGGGUAAUAACAGCAUCCCCAACAUCCCAGAGUCAAUUGGGCAACUGAUACAACUGUCACAGCUUGAGCUAAAAGGAAACUGUUUAGACUGCCUUCCAUUGCAACUUGGCCAGUGUCGCCUUCUUCGCAAGAAUCUCCUCUUUGUGGAGGAUCAUCUUUUUGACACACUGCCUAUUGAGGUAAAGGAAAGUAUCAGUAGAGACUAAUGUGUCAUUAACUAGUGGUUAAUACGUGGGCCUCAAAGACAGAAAACAAAAACACAUGUGGCACAAUAGUAUGGAGGAACAUUGCACAAAACAUGUUUGUGCUUACAUCUGUACAGUUUGCUUCUGUUAGCCUAAUACAGACUAUGCUUAAAUUGACACUGUUUUGCAAUGUUUGUAACAAGCUUAGGCAAUGCAUUCAUUUAGUUACAGACAAGUUAGUUGGUUUAGUUGCCUGAUAUAAAUCACUUGCCCUGUAAAUAUUUGUAUUGUUUACAUUAAUUUGCAUUAUUACUUUUAGUAUAUAAGAACAGUGGAUAUUUUGGCUAUUGACCAAAGUGAAUUCCUAAAAAUAGGAUGAGCAUCUGUACACAUGCACAUACAUUUCAGUUUAACCCUUGUGCAUCAAUAAAAAAUGUUACUCAGAGGUCCUUCGAGGACAAAAAUGUCAAAACUGCCAUAAAAAUAUAUAUUAACAUCAGUCCUGAUCAUAACUAUCAAAUAUUCAUUCAGGAAUUAACCUUUAAAUGCUUGUUUACAUAAUGCCACUGUUGUUUUUUACACAUACAAAACACAAUACACCCACACAAUUUUAGCUGCAUAAUUUAUUCAAUUGGCCUGCAUUGCACUAUAAUACAGCUAACAGAAAAUAGGGGGGGGGAGCAUGUAUUUGCUUCAUAGGCUAAACAUAAAAAAAAAAUGACACCAAUAUAUUUUAAAGCCAUGGCUCCGGAAUGAUAGCAUUUCACAGAUUUUAUGCUUUAAUGGCACUGGGAUCAAAUAUUGCAGUUUUUAUAUAUUUUUUUAAUAUUUUUUGUCUGAAGGUCCUGAGUGUAACUAUUUUGUGUAUUUUAGAAACUGAGGUUGAAAUAUAUAAAUUCCCCCCAAAAAUGCACACCUUUGGCUAAAACCUAAGGUCGCACAAGGGUUAAAACUAAGUUACCAAAGGCCUGUAUGCAACAUAUUAUUUUUCUUUUUUUGCCCUUAUUUUUUUAAAGGUUGCUUUUGAUUGCAUAUUGUAAAGCAAAUAAUAAAUUAAAAUAUGUUUGUAUGUAUUAUGUGUUUUUGCCUUUCCCAUAAUUAUUUAUAGAAGUGGUGCUUCUCAACCUUUAAUACACCCCAAAAGACAUGAUCUAGCAUGACAAAAGACAUGAAGAAAGUUUAACUUUUCUGGCAACAAUAUUAUUGUGACAUGCUGUUGACGAUAUUGUAUAUUGUUUCCUUUAAGAGCGAAUCAUGUUGUGUCUUUAACACUGCCAAUUGUGCGCGGCUGAUAAGGGGCAUAUCAAGAAUUACAGAGUGCCAAAAUUGAGGAUGCACAUCCUGCACAUCUCUAGAUUGAAACACAGUGACUUUUUAAAGCUGCUGGGGGUUCACUGGUUCUCCUAUGCAUUAUCAUUAUGUUUGUAUCUUAGACUUCAUGCCUUAAAGAGCAUCUUAAAAGCCUUUAAAAAUGCACUCCCGUAUAAGUAAUGCAUUUAUAUAUAAACAUGUAUUUUUUUCUAUUUUCAUUGUUAUUGUCAUAAUGUCAUAUAUAUGGACUAGGCACAGAUACAUAUUACAAUAUUUAUAUAUAUAUUUUUUAAAUAGAUGAAAAAUUUAUCUGCAAUGCACUUAAACACAAAGGGCUUACCUUUGACAUUUGCAAAGAAUAGUACUUACCAGCAAAAAAAUUAAUAAAAAUGAAUUUG
This is a messenger RNA of Xyrauchen texanus (razorback sucker), 4587 nucleotides long. RefSeq names its product volume-regulated anion channel subunit LRRC8D-like. The coding region runs from base 434 to 2899 and encodes 821 amino acids. NCBI's taxonomy places the organism in Eukaryota, Metazoa, Chordata, Actinopteri, Cypriniformes, Catostomidae. Gene Ontology annotation, molecular function: protein binding. The record is from RefSeq and is a predicted model, not a curated record. The transcript is spliced from 2 exons.